Messenger RNA from Bursaphelenchus xylophilus (pine wood nematode), 2590 nucleotides. The record is from the annotation of a GenBank genome assembly. NCBI's taxonomy places the organism in Eukaryota, Metazoa, Nematoda, Chromadorea, Rhabditida, Aphelenchoididae.
AUGUUCGAACAUGGAAUUCAUUGUGGAGUCUACGAUCAAGGACCAGCGGUGUAUACGGAGCAAGCAGAGAGGAGCGAGUAUGCGCUCCAACUGUUUGUGAGUGCGACAGUGCAUGUGGUAAGGGAUGGGUAAUAUAAAAAUUGUUGAGAUGUGGGGAAAUUUUGAUUGAAAUAUGAUGACAGUGGUCUGAAAAUAAUGUAUCUGCUUUUUAUUUUGGUCAAUAAGGGCUACUUUUUAAGGAAUCGACCAAAAUUUGGUCGAAAAGUAGAUGUUGGAAAAAUCGUAUUUUAGAGGGGAAGAUACGAUCUAUGAUGGCUAAAAAUAGUGCCAUUCUGUAGCUAAUAAAAUUUCCUACAAGUUAUUAGUCAGGGCUAACUUACAACCUUGUCGAUAAAAUACAGUAAUCCACGAUUUUCUGGGAAAUUUCCAAAAGUAACUACAAAUUGGGCGGAAAAUCCCGAAAAAAUCCUAAAAAUUAAAAAUUUCCCCCUUAUUUUUACACCUCACAGGCUUUGCAACUCCUAUUUAUCUUCUACGUGAUUGGUUGUCGACGAUGUGAAGACGAUGGCAACAAAUUAAUGGUCCUAAUCAGCUUCUUUUCUAUUAUAAUAUUGACAAUCUCCGGGCCUGUGGCGGCUUGGAUCUCCGAAAAGAAUGUGAAAUAUUGCGAUGGCGUCGUGUUGAUGGAAAUAUUGGGGUAUUUACUUACAAGUAAGUCAUCUUUUUUGCAAUUUUGUUUGGAAGAGUCGAAAUUUUGAGGAUUUUUUGUUACAGUAAUCCGUAGGGAUAUAGAUGGACUCUGAAAUUCACAGGGAGAGGUCUAUGGGGUUCAAAUUUUAAUUUUUCAUCAAAAAAUCGGACAUGUCUCUGUGUGGCCGAGUGGUUAUGAGUUGAGCAUGGAGUUGAAAGGUCGGGGGUUCGAUCCCGGUAGGGCGAGUUGGAAAUUUUUCGGAAAAGAGGUUCUAUCUGUAUUUUAUGGAGUAUGAAAAGUGUCCGGAUAUAGUUUUACUGCUAAUAAGCAAGGUUAAAGUAGUAAAAAAUGAACUUUGUUCAAUUUCCUCCAAAAUUUUCAAAAUUUCUCAAGUUUUGCCAAAUUUUUCAUUAUUAUUACCUCUACAGUGUCCUGGAUCAUUUACACAUCCCUCCUCACAAUCUAUGGAUGGUAUGUGACCACUCGAAUCCUCCGCCGCAAGACCUAUCUGCACGGCCGACGUCUUUUUCUGGCGAUUGGUGGGGCUCUCCUGGUCAGUUCGCUCGCUUUAUCGUCGGAUCCGCCAAUUUACUCGGCAACUUUUGGCUUCUGGGACUACAAUCCCUUCCUCGAAUUCGAAGACACAACCGUCAGUGGUGGGCAUGGUAACCAAUUUCAACUUUUUUUCUUGAUAUUAUACAUGAUAAUUGAAGGUUCAUUGAGGGUUUUUUAGAAGUCAUCUAUCUCUACAAUGUCUUCGUAUGUCUAGCAAUGGGCGCGAUGAUUGUGUUUUGGUUUAUGAAACGGGAGAAUGUCCCCGGACCAAACCACAUCGACUUGAAUAACACCCAAGAUUACGUAAGUGAAAAAGGAGUUACAGUAAGCGUAGUAGAGCUUCAAAAAACAAAAAAAAAUGUGUAGAGCAUCUCGACACUAUGUAAAUUGAGAUUUCAUAAAAUUUGGCCAAUUGUGUCUGUGUGGCGCAGUGGGUAGUGGGUCGGGAUUGGGGUCAAGAUGUCGCAGGUUCGAAUCCCACUUGAAACAAAAAGCGGUUUUGUGGAAGAAAAUAAGUUUUGAGGGCUUCAGCGAUGAUAAUUACAAAUUUUUGGUUGUUUUACAGCGCCAUUUUUGGCAUUAUUUUCAAUUUUUUCGUUUUCUCUCAGCUAAUGAUAUUCCAAAGCUACGGCAGCCGCAACAGAGAGUAAAUUGAAAAAUAAAUUUUCGCAGACGAUUUACAGCGAUCACGAUCCAUUUUUCAUCAAAAUUAGACAGGUGUGUCUGUAUGGCGCAGUGGUUAUUUUCCAAAUUUUGAGUCAAAAUGUUGCAGGUUCGAAUCUCACUGGACAAAAAAUUUUUCUUUGCCGAGAAAAGAUAUUUUAAGACACAAAUGGACAUUUAAAGCUGUAUGAAUACUAAAUCGACUGUUUUUCCAGCAAUUCUUCGUAUUUAUGGGAGUUUAUUUCUCGAUCACAAUAAUCAUCGGAACCAUUCUUUUUACUGAUGGAACAUGCAAAGAAGGCGAAAAUUUUUGCCAAAUCUUUCAUCUAUUGGCUAGCUUCGGCUUUGGUAAGCUCAAAAUAAAUUUUUCUGAACCUUUUCACCCCCAAAGUUCGCAAAAUUAUAUUAUUUUAGGUCAAAAAGUCAUAUUUUUGCCCAAAAAACCCUUCAUAUUUUAGAAUUUUGACCUCAAAAAUAAUGUAAAAUACAAUUUCAGGCUCGAACGUGGUCUAUUCCAUAAUUUUGAGUCGGCCACUUCGCACGUUUUUCCGCCGCAUCACCAGAAAGUCGCCGAUUUACGCGUCGGAUAGCUACAUUUCCAGCGACACCGCAACGAAUAAGACUACAGCAACCGAUGCAUCUCAUCAGAAUCCAGCCAAUUACCAUAAUAAUCCAGUAUAA